Mobula hypostoma (lesser devil ray) is the source of this 3875-nucleotide messenger RNA. RefSeq names its product nucleoporin 133 (gene nup133). Gene Ontology annotation, molecular function: structural constituent of nuclear pore; protein binding. The record is from RefSeq and is a predicted model, not a curated record. NCBI's taxonomy places the organism in Eukaryota, Metazoa, Chordata, Chondrichthyes, Myliobatiformes, Myliobatidae. Bases 180 to 3650 code for a protein of 1156 amino acids. The transcript is spliced from 27 exons. Gene Ontology annotation, cellular component: nuclear pore outer ring. Gene Ontology annotation, biological process: poly(A)+ mRNA export from nucleus; protein import into nucleus; transcription-dependent tethering of RNA polymerase II gene DNA at nuclear periphery.
AGAUGGUCGUUCGCGCAGCCGCAGUGUUUGAGGGGGUUGGUGUGUGCGGGAGUUUGAGAAGCGGCGAGGGAGACCGGGUGUGCGGGAUUUGAUAUCGGCGCUGCGCUGUCGGCAACCGGAGGCCAAGCUCCAACCCCAGCAGCAGGUUCAGCGUGUGCGCGGCUACCGCUGAUCUCGCUAUGUUUUCACCGCGGACGCCUGCAAGUGCCAAGAGGCCUCAGGCGAGCUGCCACGGGUCUCCGCUGCCUCGCAGCGGCGGCGGAUUCACGGUGCCCGGACGGCGGAGUGUGCCGGCUGGAGGAGCAGGGGUUUUAUCGCCGGCCUGGCGGGCCAGUCUGUGUAACCGUUCAACGCCAACCAGAGGAGCACAGUAUCAAACAGUUGCUGAGACACUUAACUAUGAAAUAAGAAGUUUUGGAUCUUCCCUUCCUGUUAAGGUUAUGGAGGCCAUAACUCUAGCUGAAGUGCAUGAGCCAUUAAGUGUUAAAAUAAGUGAAACUGGAUGGGCAUGGCUUAUCUGUGGUGAAAAACUAAUUGUCUGGAAGGUUGGCCAGAUGCCUGUUACUAAGUUGUCAAUUUGUAAAGAAUUUCAAUUGCCGCCUUGUGAUCUUCCUUAUGUGGCAGACCUGGUGGCUUUAUCGCAACCAAAUGAAUACAGUUCCUUACAGUGUGUAUCUGUGAUGGCAGUUUCCAGGAGGGGAACGAUAUGUUAUUGGUCCAGUCUGACCCAUGAGGAAUCUUGCACAGAAACAACAGUAGAUUUUGGCAGUGCUGAUUGGAAGUGUCUAACUGGUAUAACGGGAGGUGGAUUUAUUCUUGCUUCCCAACAAAACAAUUUGCUGAGAUUAACACCAGAUAGUUUGGGAAGAGUGAGUUUCCGCCCUGUGCAACAAGGGCAGGGUAUGCUUUCGGGAUUAGGCCGCAGGGUUUCAUCACUCUUCGGCAUUUUGACACCAACUGCCAAUGAUGUGUUAAGCUCUGUGCUGUGGGAUGAUGAGAACAAAUACCUCUAUACCCUGACUAAUUCUAGUCUGAAUAAAUGGGAAGUGGAUGAGACAUCUGAACGGCAUAUUUUCAGUUGGGAACUAAACAGAUCCAUGAAAGAAGACCUGGGAUAUUCCAUUUGGGGAGCUGAUGAAAAUUAUGAAACCAGUAAGUCUGGAAUCAAUACACAGUAUCUGGAUUUGCAACUGAGCAAAGAGGGUCUGGUGGUUUUGAUAGCAGCCUGGAACCAGGGAGACGAUCCAUGCCUAAUCUACUACAUCUUAGCCACUAUCCAGGAUAUUGGAUAUCGAAUAACUGAUGAAAUUAGAAUGGAGGUCACUGAAUAUUAUCCUUUAUACCAGCCCGAUGAGGAGCUUCCAUGCCAGCGGUUUUUAAUACCAGAUUACUCAAGCCAGGCGGCAUACCUUUACACAUACGAUAUGGUCUUUGCCUGCUCUACUGGAACUGGACGAGCUGGCCUGCCUCAGGAAAAACUUCAUUUGAACAUGCCAGGUGACGGUAUCCUGGGUGGGGGAAACCUUGCUGGUUUUCCUGUCCUCUUCUGCAGGAACAGUGGUUUAGUUGCAGCUCGCCCGAAGGAAACUGUAUCAAAGUUACCCGAAAAUAUCGAAGAUUCUCUGGCUUUAUCAACCUCUGGAGUAGUAGCUCAGGGAGAGACUGAUGGCAGGCAACCAUUUGAAAAAUCUGCUCUGGAUCCACAAGAGGAUAAAAUUAAGAUGUUGAAAACUGCCUUUGUGAUGUAUUGCAGAAAGGAUAUUGUUGGUGCCCAGACAAUGUUGGAGGAAAUCUUCCCAGACAAUGUUGAUAUGGGGUCCGACUCCGAACUGGACAGUGCUGUGGCACAAAUCAGUCUCGAUCUAAUCAACGACUACCCAGCAUGUGAUCCCCGCUGGGCUGAAUCGGUACCAAAUGAUGAAAGUAGAUUUAGCAACACCUCCUUGUUACUGCUUCAUCAGCUGGAAGAUAAAAUGAAGGCCCAUUACUGUUUGAUGGAAUUUCUUCGGGAUAUGGAGUUACUAAAUCGGCUUGAGACUAUCAUGGUGCGAGGAUUUCUGAUGGCAACCCGCCUUUUGCUCUGUGAGCAUGCUGAGAAGCUCUCUGCGGCUAUUGUUCUAAAAAACAGCCACACUAAACUUCCUGACAUUGUAAAUGCAGCGAUUAAUUCUGCUUUGAGUAAACACAAAAAGAGUGUUCCACAGAACUUGACUCCAGCAGAUGUUUUCUUCAGAGAGGUCUCCCAGAUCGAUACAGCUUUUGACUGCUUGUUGGAGGAGGAACAAAACAUUUUGGAGGAAAAUACCCCAUUAUCACAAGAGUGGGCACAAACAGCUAUAAACGUUAAUAAUAUCCUAAAGGAUAUGUUGCAUGCAGCUGUCCACCAUCGACACAACAAAUGUUCAUUUUAUAAGUCAGAAGAAGAUGCUGAACAGGAGCCUGAGUACAUUCCUUGGACAGCAUCCAGUGGUCCAUCUGGUGUGAGGAAUGUGAUUGUAAGGCAGACUGAUAUUAUCCUGAAUAAGGUGUACCCACAAGUUGACAGCACCAUACGUAAUACCCUUCUGGAGCAAGUCGUGGCACUGCUUGAUUUCUAUCUGGAUGGCUAUGUCUGUCAACUCAAGUCAGUGGACAGACCUACUCAACAGGAAAGAUACAAUAAACUGGACAUGGAAUACACCCAAAAACGGUCACAUCUUCUAUCACAAUUGCUUUCACUUGGGCAACACCAGCUGACUGCUUCACUGGCAGAGAAAUAUUGUGACUUUGACAUCCUGAUUCAACUGUGUGAACAAACUGAUAACCAGGCCAGGCUACAGCGCUACCUGAACCAGUUUGCAGAUCAGAACUUUUCCGACUUCCUGUUUCGCUGGUACAUGGAAAAGGGGAAACGAGGAAAACUGCUGUCACCACCUGUGGCCCAGCAUGCACAGCUGGCUAAUUUCCUACAGUCACAUGAGCAUCUCAGUUGGCUCCAUGAAAUCAACAUCCAGAACUUUGAAAAGGCUCAUCAAACAUUACUGAAUCUUGCUAAUACGGAGACACGAUACUUUGCAAAGAAGAAAACUCUCUUGAGCCUCAGUAAACUCUCUGUGUUUGCAUCCAAUCUCCCCGAGAACCUUCUGCAUGAAAAGAUUGAGGACUUGAAUGCACAAGAGCAGUAUCUGCUUCAUCAGGAUACUCUCCCAAUGGAGUUGUUGGAAAGGAAACAGCUCAACGUAGACACAAUGCCUGUGUUGUCUGCUUCACAACUGAUCAAUCUUUACAUCAGUGAUGACAACGUAAGAGCAAAUGAAUAUGAUUUCAAGAAGGCACUUGAUCUACUGGAGUACGUUGAAAAGGAGGACAAUUCCAUUACUGCUGAUGAACUGAAACUGGAGAUCUUCAGUCGUGCCAUCCAGAGAGAUGAUUGGUCUUUCAGUCCGAAGGAUGAUCCUGUUGAAGCUGCAAAGGAGACGAUCCUGAUAAAAAUCAUAGAAAAGCUCAUGGAUGAAGGAGUUGAGCUGAAACACUACUUGCCAGAAGUAAAGUUCUUGCUGCUGUCAGAUCAUCUAGUGACUCUGGGAUCCAAUUCGUAUUUUGAAUUCCUCUUGCAAGCAAACUAUGAACAUUACAUAAAAGCACAAUCUGAAUUGACCUCUAUUGUUUAACAUCCUUCACUCAGAAGAGUAUGAUGAAAUUGUCUAUUGAACCAGAUAAGGGAGCACAGAAGCUGGGGUCCCAUCAGUGAGAAAGGAGCACAAAAUCCGGGAUAACAGUGUGUUGAACUAGAGCCAGCAAAGCAAACUUAAUUUAUUUGGAAAUAUAAUUGCCAAAUACCUAACCUUCUGAAUUUCCAAAUGGUUUGCAAGCAGAUAUCCAGAGUUUUACUGUAU